Molecule: messenger RNA, 636 nt
Organism: Diversispora eburnea
Lineage: Eukaryota; Fungi; Glomeromycota; Glomeromycetes; Diversisporales; Diversisporaceae
Source: the annotation of a GenBank genome assembly
AUGCCUAAAGACAAAAAAGAAACAAAGAUAAAGAAAGAAAAGAAAGAGAAGAAAGAGAAAAAAGAGAAGAAAGAGAGGAAAGAUAAGAAGGAAAAAAAAGAAAAAAAUGGCGAAGAGAUCAUUGACGUUAAAAUGGAAGAGGCAACGUCUUCAAAAAAAGAAAAAAAUGGCGACGUUAAAAUGGAAGAGGCAACUCCAAAAAAAGAAGGAACUAUGAUUGUGCAUUAUGAUUUAAGUGCGUUGGUUCCAUUUUCUAUACCAUUAGCUUCUAAAGAAUUCGUUUUGGAAUUAAUGCAAACCGUUCGAAAAGCUUCAAAGAAAAGGCAGUGCAGACGUGGUGUUAAGGAAGUUACUAAGGCUUUAAAAAAAAAUCAUAAAGGCCUUGUUGUAAUAGCGGGCGAUAUUUCUCCUCCGGAUGUAAUUUCUCAUAUUCCAAUAUUAUGCGAAGAACAUAAUGUACCAUAUAUUUUCAUUCCGGCAAAGGCUGAUCUUGGAUUUUCAUGUUCAGCUAAACGUCCGACCAGCGUAGUGAUGAUAGUUCCAGAUCUAAAAAACGAAGAAAACUUCGAUUAUAAAGAUGAAUAUAAAUUAUGUCUUAAGCAAGUUCGAGAAUUGGAACAAGCAAUUAUAUUUUGA